UGGAAGCCAGCAGGGAGGGAGGGGAAGGAAGCCGGGCAUGCUCAGUAGGCGGGGCAAAGUUUUUUUUUUUCUCCUCUCUCUCUCCCUCUCUCUCUCUCUCUUUUUUUUUUCGGUCGCAAGUAGGAAGCUUUUUGCACUCCACCACCUCUGGCCGCUGGGAAGACGUCAUCGCUUCCGCCCUACUUCCUCCUCCUGUUGGCGGCGGCGAUCUCCGGAGAUGUGAAGAAGGGGGGUGAGCGGACAGGAAGAUGAAGGGAGCAAAGCUGCUCGCCGCGGGACAGGCGUCUAGGUGAACAGGAAAAUGACCGAAGAAACACACCCGGACGAUGACAGCUAUAUUGUGCGUGUCAAGGCUGUGGUUAUGACCAGAGAUGACUCCAGCGGGGGCUGGUUCCCACAGGAAGGAGGCGGGAUCAGUCGCGUGGGGGUCUGUAAGGUCAUGCACCCCGAAGGCAAUGGACGAAGCGGCUUUCUCAUCCAUGGGGAACGACAGAAAGACAAACUGGUGGUAUUGGAAUGCUAUGUAAGAAAGGACUUGGUCUACACCAAAGCCAACCCAACCUUUCAUCACUGGAAGGUCGACAAUAGGAAGUUUGGACUUACUUUCCAAAGUCCUGCUGAUGCUCGAGCCUUUGACAGGGGAGUGAGGAAAGCAAUCGAAGACCUUAUAGAAGGCUCGACCACAUCAUCUUCCACCAUCCAUAAUGAAGCUGAGCUUGGCGAUGAUGACGUUUUUACGACAGCUACAGACAGUUCUUCUAAUUCCUCGCAGAAGAGGGAACAACCUACUCGGACAAUCUCCUCUCCCACAGCCUGUGAGCCCCGGAGGAUUUAUACCCUGGGUCACCUCCACGACUCAUACUCUACGGACCACUAUCACCUCGAACAGCCAAUGCCCAGGCCCUAUCGCCAGGUGAGCUUCCCGGACGACGAUGAGGAGAUCGUGCGCAUCAACCCCCGGGAGAAGAUCUGGAUGACGGGCUACGAGGACUACCGGCAUGCGCCCGUGAGGGGCAAGCACCUGGACCCCUCGGAGGACGCAGACUCCUACGUGCGCUUCGCCAAGGGCGAGGUCCCCAAGCACGACUACAACUACCCCUACGUGGACUCCUCGGACUUUGGUCUCGGCGAGGACCCCAAAGGGCGCGGGGGCGGCGUGAUCAAGACCCAGCCCUCGCGGGGCAAGUCCCGGCGGCGGAAGGAAGACGGAGAGCGCUCCCGGUGUGAGUACUGCAGGGACAUGUUCAACCAUGAGGAGAACCGGAGGGGCCACUGCCAGGACGCCCCUGACGCCGUGAGAACUUGCAUCCGCCGGGUGAGCUGUAUGUGGUGUGCGGACAGCAUGCUCUAUCACUGUAUGUCGGACCCCGAGGGCGACUAUACAGACCCGUGCUCGUGCGACACUAGCGACGAGAAGUUUUGCCUCCGGUGGAUGGCUCUUAUUGCCUUGUCUUUCUUGGCCCCCUGUAUGUGCUGUUACCUGCCCCUUCGGGCCUGCUACCACUGUGGGGUGAUGUGCAGGUGCUGCGGGGGGAAGCACAAAGCGGCCGUGUGACUCCAUGUCUCUCCCUUACCCUCCUCCAACCACAGCCACAGGGACCUUGUCUUCUACACACUCUCAUCUUCUCCCCCGCCCCCUGGGACCUGGAAGCGCCCUUCCAGCCUGGGCAACCUGCCUGGUGGACUCUGCACUCCCCCAGCCACCCAUCCAUCCACACACGCGCAGUGUUCUAGAGAAAGGAACCUCCACCUAGAUUCUCGUGUAUUAUUAACAAUCUGUAAUCAAGCUAACUGUCUUAUACCUGUGUUGAUUUCCUGCCUUUCCUCCCCACCUCUUCCAGUUCAAAGGCACCUGCACUCAGAACUGCUGAUUUUGGUGGGUUUUGUAAUUGGUUUUUUCCAAGAGCAUAGAAGACUAUUUCUCUUGGUUCAGCUUACCUAUUGCUCAGCACCACUGGGUUCCUGCAGAAAUGUGAUGUCAGAAUGAUGAAACCCAACCAGAAGUAUUUUAACCUGCAAUUAUUAUGUAUAGGAGGUGAGCUAGUUAACAAACUUCUACCACGAAACAAGAUCGCUUUAACUUUUCUAAAGCCAAAUUUCCCAUGUAAGCUACAGUUUCUAUCUUGAGCCCGUUAUCAUUUUCUGCCCUCCCCCCUCCCAAUCUGUCAGUUAUUCACAAUGCAAAAUACGCACCGGUAAAAUGACUGAGAAUUGAGCCUUAACUUCAGAUUAACUUGUGAGAAUCAGGAAAAUUCUUUAAACUGCAUCACAUCCUCUCGGGCCAGGGCUAGAAAGGGGAUUUCAGGUUUCUCUGAGCCUCUCCAGUUACCCCCUAAGGUAGAACUUUUUAAAAUUGUAUCACCGCCACUUCUAAAAAUUUAGCAAUAUUGGAAGAAAACGCUAAUGAAGAAAUUUUGCUCAUUGUUUUGCAAACCAAAUAUUCUCUUUACAGUGAUCUCCAAACAAGUUCCAGUUGAGAAACACUACAGAUGUAGUAAAACUAUAGGAGCUUCCCCGACACACACACUGGCUAUUUUCUAUUAACCAGGGGAAGUUUUAAAUGUCAUAAAUUUGGAGUGGUGGGUCGCAUUUUGUUCGUGGGUUUGUGUUUUCAUCUUAGAUUCAAUUUCACGUCAACAGAUUCUUCAUUUAUACUUGGGAAAAAACAAGGCCAUAUGUAAAAAUCCUUCCAAUGCCUAAGUGUCUUUCUCCUGCAACUCCAAACCCAGACUGGCCAUUUUGUGUGCACAGAUGGCUAAGUCAGCAGACUGGGUCUACCUGUCGCCUUGCCACGUAGGAGGCUUCUAAUUAGCUGGAAAAGAGUAUUUUUCUAAUCCGUCGCAAGGAAUAGCCAAAUCUUUAGGGCAGAAAGAAGAAAGUGAAGAGUGGUUACCUGUACCUAGCAUAGUACAAUCAGAACGUCGUGGAGAAUGUAGGGGGCAGGCUUGUCAACACUGGCUGUUCUUCCUGCUGUGCUCUUCCUGUGGUAACUGCCAGCUGGGGGCAUGGCCUAAUCUCUCUCUCCCCACUUCCCCCAUUCCUUCUUUAUUGCACACAGGACAUCAGUCUUCAAGGAAAGGGACUUUUUUUCAGUCUGCCAAUCGUAUUGGGAAAAUGCUAGCCACGCUUACCUUCAUGGGAAUGUUUUCAGCUCGUCUCAGAGCCCGUCGCAUUUCUUUAGUCAGAUCAUUGGUGUAAAUACCCACUGUGCUUAGGAGCGAGUUGGUAAACGUUUUCACUUGUCGGAGUGACUGGUUUGGGCCUUUCAGUCUGAAAAAAGAGUAGAGAGCUGUCAGUGUGAUGAUGGGGAAAAAAGGAACAGCCUCCCUGCUUGGAGAACAUCUAGGAAACCUCAGCCAGCCUCCCAGCGUUGUCGAGAGACCGUCUUCCCCCCCAGCCCUGAGGCUUUUCCUCGGGGUCCUUCUCAAGGUCUCCUCUCUACAAAGCACAACACUAAUGUAUGUUUCGUUAGACCUCAGUUCAAGUGCCCCUAUUUAUUUCAAUAAGAAUACACAUAUUCCAGCUGCUUUUGGUUUGUCGUCUCUAUUUAGUUGUUCCUAUCUUCCUUCAUCCCUUGUGCUUUUCUACCCUUUGAGAGUUAUGCUAGUGAAUCUUGCUCCGCGUAUGCUUUUUGGUUUGUGAAGGCAGCGGUUAAGGGCACAGGGACAGCCAUGGGGACAUUUAUGUAAAUACGUCUCUAAUUGCCACACUGCAGCUGAACAGUGUGCAGUAUUUUCCCAGUCAGCUUUGCCAUACUGACGUCAAUCAUUUGAGAGAAAUUAUUCAGAUUUUAUUUUUGUAUCUGUGGUAACAAAACAUUAACCAAAAGAUUGUCUGUUUGGAAGCUUCCCCCUCCCCCCUAAGCUGUUUGCUCUCAUUAACAAAUUAAAGUGCCUGAAGCAUAAUUCAUUCUUUACCUGUAUACUAAACACCCUGUUGUAUUGAUUUUUUUAUAACCCUUUUUACCUCUGUGUAAAAAAUAUAUAUACAAGUGUAUGAUGUACAUUUUAGUUCUUAACUUUUUUUUAUGGUUUCUAAUAUGUAUGACCAAUGUAGCCAUUGCUUUAAAAUGUACCAUGUAAAUAUAAACACAUCCUAUCAGA
Molecule: messenger RNA, 4103 nt
Organism: Pteropus alecto (black flying fox)
Lineage: Eukaryota; Metazoa; Chordata; Mammalia; Chiroptera; Pteropodidae
Gene: SPRED2
Product: sprouty related EVH1 domain containing 2
Exons: 7
Coding region: 302-1555 (417 amino acids)
Biological process (GO): multicellular organism development; negative regulation of MAPK cascade
Cellular component (GO): membrane
Molecular function (GO): protein kinase binding
Source: RefSeq, a predicted model, not a curated record